AUGACAAUGGUUCUGAAUGAGACAUUAAGGUUAUAUCCAUCAGUACCAACUCUCACUAGAACAGUCAUUGAAGAUACUACAAUUGGGAAGUAUUUUCUGCCAGCAGGUACAUUGUUUUCGUUGCAGAUAGUACUGAUGCACCGCGACCCAGAAAUAUGGGGCGACGAUGUAAAAGAGUUCAAUCCAGAGAGAUUUCGCGAAGGUGUGGCAAAUGCAACCAAAGGGAAGGUUGCAUUUUUCCCAUUUGGCUGGGGACCUCGCACUUGUCUCGGGCAAAACUUCUCGAUGAUCGAAGCGAAAUUGGUGAUGGCGAUGAUUCUUCAACGCUUCUCCUUCGAGCUGUCCCCGUCUUACACUCAUGCUCCGCACGCGGUGAUCACACUUCAACCUCAGUAUGGUGCACAACUGAUUUUGCACAAAAUAUGAUGUAUUGGUUAAUUACUGCAGGAGAAAAUGUUCUCCAAGCUGAUGUGCCGGCUGUGACUGUGUUACUUUUAGUUCCAAAAUGUUUACUUUAUCUUAUUCACUGAAGAACAAGUUUCGAAACAAUGUAAAUUUUAUUUUCGUUUGUUGCUUGUCUGGUUUGACAAGUUAUUUUACCACCAAAAUUUGGAAGGUAUUUGGUGGUGUAACCAAAAUUUGGAGGA
This is a messenger RNA of Oldenlandia corymbosa var. corymbosa, 647 nucleotides long. NCBI's taxonomy places the organism in Eukaryota, Viridiplantae, Streptophyta, Magnoliopsida, Gentianales, Rubiaceae. The record is from the annotation of a GenBank genome assembly.